AUGAUCAGGCUCCAGGGCCAAAGCGAAGUGCAUGGCAACUACCAGCGUCAUGUGAUUUCUGCCGGCUUAAGAAGAUCCGGUGUGACAAAAAACGUCCUUGUUCCAGUUGCAAAGACAGAGAUACCAGAUAUUCAAGAAAUAAAGGAUCGUUUGAAGAGGAUAGAGCAACUGUUGCUCGAAAGUUCAGGUCCACCAAAAAACUUAAAUCCGAGGGACAUAGAUUCUUUGGCAGUUACCCUCCCGCCACAAUUCAACACGACAUACUUGGAAACCGAUCACCAGAAAUGGGACGACCUGGAGUCAAUUGCAGCGUCCUCCCAGCCUGAAGAGAUGUGGGAUUCUCAGUCCGGAAACGAAAGUUUACUGAGCACAGCAGGCACCACUAUAGCUGGUCCUGCAGAACUUUCGCGGGCGUCUUGGCUGAGUCCAGGUUUGGGAGCAGAUACACAGCUCCCCCAGCUCAGCACAGCUAAAUGCCUACUUGAACACUACAUCCAAGAAAUAGACUGUCUGAGUCAUGUAGUUCAUGCUCCGUCAACACGGGAUCUCCUCGAAAAGGUUUAUUCCCAACGGUCACAAUCGAUCAGUCUUUUAAAUGAAAGUGUUACAUUUUUUCUAUCAAUAUUUGCUUCCGCCUCAUUUUACUUGGGGUCCGGGCAUAAUCUUUUAGCCCACGGAUUAGGCCUGGACACAGAGACAUCCACCUGUUGGAAGGAGACCGCUCUUCAAAACAUCCUGCAAACCGAUGAGAUUUUCUCGUCUUCCUUGAUAUCCCUGCAAUCGGUUCUCAUUAUUAUGUCUCUUCUUUGGGAUUCAGAAGGCCAAUCAAAAAGAUAUCAUACUUUGAAAGGUCUCGCAUAUGCGAAGGCGACCCAGAUGGGGAUACACAAUAUUGAUGCAGAACGGCCAAACGUGGAACCAAACCCGCUGGAAAGAGAGAUGAAGCGCCGUUUAUGGUGGCAUCUUACUUGUGCCGAUUGGUUACUUGGAAGUGCUCCAGGUCCACAGCACGGCAGCUACAUUAUCAGUCCUUAUCAUAUGACGGUCAACCACCCGGCUAAUAUAGAAGACGAAGGUGUGGCACUAGAGGGGAAUCCAGCAGCCCCGAGGCCCGAUCACCACUUGACUUCGAUGUCAUUCUUUCGUUAUCGCAUCAAAUUCGCCCAUCUCUGUCGCGAAGCCAUGGACACGAUCCAGCAGGCGAAGACUACGCGCCCUCUACAACCCAUAUAUCCCCUCAUACUAGAUAUCAGCAACAGAUACAUGUCUUUCCUGGAUGAGCUCCCGUGGUUUUUCCAACUAGAAGGGAACGAGGCGAAACUUGCAGAAUUAGUCCAGGAGCGGCCGUACGUCACGCAGCAGCGCGCUGUACUUCUGUAUGGCAUUUAUUCCCGCCUUGGCCGCCUACAUCGGCCGUUUGUCUCUCAGGGAAUCUCCGAUCCGAUGUUUGCAGCUUCGUAUAAAACCGGUAUAGAGUGUGCGGAAAAACUCUUGAGGAUACGUCAGGUGAUGCCCCACGGCCGACUUGGUAUAUUUGGUCGCUCGCAAAGUGUGGAUCAACACACAUUCAACGCCAUGCUCGUCCUGACAAUAGACGUCGUGGCGCAUCCAGGGCUUCCUGAUUCAGAGCGCCGGAGAUGCGAGGUCACUGAGAUUUGUCACCUUCUGAAAGAUAAACACACACGGCCGGGUCAGCCUAGCAGUGGAAUCAGUCGAGCGACCCAGCUCCUAUUGAAGAUUGUCCAGGCUCCCCACAGACAACACGCCAAAGAAGGGAUUAAGGACACCGCUCAGAUCUUUUCAGAAACUGCGCAAACUAAAGAUGAUCAGGUGCCCCUGAAUUCAUACGCAUCGCUGGCUCCAGAUGAAUUAACGAGAGAAGACGCGUCCUCUCAGAUGGCCUGGAGCGAUGAAUGCUUUAGCUAUCAUGGUCAGAGUAUCAAUGCCCUUUUUGGUGAGCUGCGGGAGUCUCUCUGGCCAAAGUAA
This is a messenger RNA of Aspergillus niger, 1986 nucleotides long. RefSeq lists its product as uncharacterized. Gene Ontology annotation, molecular function: DNA binding; zinc ion binding. Lineage: Eukaryota; Fungi; Ascomycota; Eurotiomycetes; Eurotiales; Aspergillaceae. The coding region runs from base 1 to 1986 and encodes 661 amino acids. The record is from RefSeq and is a predicted model, not a curated record. The transcript has 3 exons. Gene Ontology annotation, biological process: DNA-templated transcription.